UUCGUCAGAUAACAUUUACCUAUUAUGUUGUUUCAGAGUCCCGUGGGUCUGAUGAGUGUCAGCAACGGCGCGCCCGUGACCUACUGCGAAGCUAACAACUCCCUCAACGAGCCGCUGCUCCGUAACACUUUCUACAUGGACCACAUGACUUCACAAACUCGAGAAAGAACUUACGGUCGCUCCGUUCAUACGAAGGGCGCCGGAGCGUUCGGCUACUUCGAAGUGACCCAUGACAUCUCCCAUAUUUGUAAAGCUAGCUUUCUAAGCGAAGUAGGAAAGAAGACGCCAGUUGCAGUGAGAUUUUCACCAGCCACCGGCGAAGUAGGAGGCUCUGACUUAGAGCGAGGGGCUCGAGGUUUCGCGAUCAAGUUUUACACAGAUGAAGGUAAUUUUGAUUUACCUGGCCUCAAUAUGCCCAUGUUCUUCAUUAAAGAUCCAGCUAUGUUUGCUAAAUUCGUGUAUUCGCUGAGAAAAGAUCCGGCGUUGUACCUUUUUAAUCCGAUGGGAUUGUGGGAUAUAAUAAUCGCAAAUCCCGCAGCGUUGAGUAUGUUUCUCUUAGUGUUCGGUGACCGCGGCAUCCCGGCCAGUUACCGCCACAUGGCCGGCUACAACCUCCACACGCUGCAGGUUGAAAACGCACAAGGGGUGCAAAGUUUCAUGAGAUGGACGUACACACCGCGCGCGGGCGUCAAAGGCUUAGGAACAGCAGAAGCUCAGAAAAUUAAACUCGUGGAUCUCGAUUAUUAUUCGAGAGAUCUGUUCGAGUCAAUUAAAACAGGUGAUUACCCUUGUUGGGAAAUGGGCGUACAGAUCGUAACCGAAGAAGACGUGAAAAGAUGUGGAUACGGCGUAUUCGAUAUAAUGAGGAAGCUUAAUGAAACUGAAUUUCCCUUACACCCCGUUGGUGAAAUGUGCUUGAAUAGAAAUCCCAAAAAUUACUUUUCUGAAAUAGAACAGUUGGCCUUUUGUCCGGCGAACCUGGUGAACGGAAUACACGGAGCGCCAGACAGGAUGUACGAAGCGCGUCGACUCGCCUACAAAGAUGCACAACUGCGCCGCUUGGGGCCAGAUGUUGACAACAUUCCUGUUAACUGCCCACUCCAUGUUUCCAGUGACAAUCCCGAUUCGCGCGAUGGAGCCGUUGGCUACGAAUCGACGCAAAGGACAGGUUUAAUUAAAAUCAUAGAAGAAGAACCAUACACUUUUGAUCAAGCCGCACAUUACUACGUAAAUGAGCUGUCGAGCGAAGAACGAGAUCGAACAAUUGAGACUAUCAUUUCUAUGCUGACCCCAGCCGGUUCAUCGGUCCAAGAACAAAUGAUAGAACUCUUCACAACUGUUAGCCCUGAAUUGGGUAGUCGUGUGGCAGAAGGGUUGAGUGCCACGAAAACUAAGUAAAUUCAUUUCAUUUAAAUCGUUCCACGAGAUGCACUUCGAUUAAUAAAAGAGGACUGUUCUCUUUCUAUGAUAGAAUUUUCUGGAUUUAGGGAGUUAGGGCGGAUACAUAUACCUAUAAUACGAUCCGAACCACACUCUAAAAUACAAAUACAAACAGCCGAUAUGACGUGUUGUCGGAAGG
Molecule: messenger RNA, 1579 nt
Organism: Maniola jurtina (meadow brown)
Lineage: Eukaryota; Metazoa; Arthropoda; Insecta; Lepidoptera; Nymphalidae
Product: peroxisomal catalase 1-like
Exons: 1
Coding region: 25-1398 (457 amino acids)
Biological process (GO): hydrogen peroxide catabolic process; response to hydrogen peroxide
Cellular component (GO): peroxisome; cytoplasm; mitochondrion
Molecular function (GO): heme binding; catalase activity
Source: RefSeq, a predicted model, not a curated record